This is a messenger RNA of Closterium sp. Yama58-4, 897 nucleotides long. The record is from the annotation of a GenBank genome assembly. Lineage: Eukaryota; Viridiplantae; Streptophyta; Zygnematophyceae; Desmidiales; Closteriaceae.
AUGAACCGCGACAGCAGUGUUACGCGUCUCUUGAUUUUUCGCCAUCGCCAAACCACGAGGUGCGAUCUAGACUCUUCGCCUAGCGAAACAGAGACAGUUACCACCAAGGCGUUACGACUCGUCGUCCCGCUGGUGGGACUCGCAGCUCUGGCAGCCGGCGUCAGGGCUAACUGGCGAUUCUUCAGCAGCGAAAGGUUCUUGACGAUAUUGGCGAAAUUGAUUGGUUACAUCAUAGUCACCGCAUCGACGGUGGUGAAGCUUCCUCAGAUUGUGCGUAUUGUGCGGAGCAGGAGCAUAGAGGGGUUGAGCGUACCAGCAUUCGAGUUGGAGUGCGUGGGCUACACCGUCUCGCUGCUCUUCUGCUGGACUCGCCGCGUGCCCUUCAGUGCUUAUGGCGAGCUCUUGUUCCUCGUGCUCCAGUCUGUAAUUCUCAUGCUGCUGAUUUACUACCAUUCCCCAAGGCUGGGCCGCCAAAGAUAUCUGAGGACUGGCAUCUACAUGGGUAUGGUGGCCUUCCUCCUGUCACCAGCCAUGCGCCCCCACUGGUUUGAAGCCCUCUAUAAUGGCCAAACGGCUGUCUUCACACUGUCGAGACUACCGCAGAUGUGGGAAAACUUUGUGUCCUCUGGCACGGGGCAGCUUUCCCUCACCACCAGUGCCAUGAGCGCAGCAGGCUGUGCAGCCCGAUUCUUCACCAGCAUUCAAGAAAAAGCGCCAUUCAGCAUGGUGAUCGCAAGCUCGGCUGGCUUCUUAACUAACGGGUUCCUGGUCGCUCAGAUCCUCGCUUACAGCAAGCCGGCAAUCCAACCAACGCAGCAAACAGCGGCAGAUACCACCAAGCAAGCAGCACUGGCAGGCAACCCAGCAGUGGACCUCCCUUCUACUGCAUCAGAGUAA